Molecule: messenger RNA, 4263 nt
Organism: Effrenium voratum
Lineage: Eukaryota; Dinophyceae; Suessiales; Symbiodiniaceae
Source: the annotation of a GenBank genome assembly
AUGUCAGGCGCCAAGUCAUUCCUGGGCCAGGCAGUUGCCAGGUACGAUGUGGAUGAGCUGGACGAGCUGGGGAAGAGCUCGAAGAGGGAGAGCUACGUGGAGGUCAAGCGUCCAGAUGGGACCGUUGCCAAGGCCCGUGGGGAGCGCACCUUCUACGGCGCCUUCGAGGGCGGCUUCAGCGCCGGCUACUGGGGCACUGUAGGGAGCAAGGAAGGCUGGGAGCCAGCUUCCUUCAGCUCCAGCCGGUCCAAGCGUCAUGCUGAUGCUGCUCCGCGAGUGGAGGACUACAUGGAUGAGGAGGACUUGCGUGACCAUCGAUCUUCUCGCAAAACCAUUGCCGCCCGUGAUGAGUUUGCUGCCCGCGACCAGAACCCUCGCGCGGCCGGUUCAGCAGCGCUGCCGGCCGGCGUCUCGCGGGACUUGGAGGAGGAGAUUUUCACCGGAGAGGAGCGGCUGGGCACGCGACUGCUGCGUGCGAGUAUCCUGCCCGGGGAGACUCCGCAGCCCGCCGCUGCGGCGCCCUCUGCGCCCACGGGAAAGAAGUCCUACGGCUGUGCUCCGCCACCUCCAGGCUACAAAGCUCCGGCGACGGAAAGUGUGGAGAUUGAGGACGGAGGUCCGCUGACGGUUGUGCCCAAGAGGCUAGCUGCGGGACUCCAUGUCUCUCAGGCCCCGGCAAUCCACCGGGAGCUCGAGGCGGAGCUGGAGCGGCUCUGGCGCAGCAAGACUGACCUGCAUGGGUUGGGCUAUUUCAUGGGCGCUGGCUCUGGCUCUGGCUCUGGGAGCUGUAUACCAAGCAAUCGCCGGCUUUACAUGUCAGCUGCCAGAGGAAAAAACAUGACUGCAUCCAUGAAGGCCAUUGGCUACUCGCAGUUUGGUACAGGCGUUCUGGACCAGGAUGAAUAUGACGCCUGGGAAGAGGUCUACGAGCAUGAAAGAGACAAGCGAGUGCAGUACCAUGCCUCCCUGAAGGAUGAGGAUGUGGAGGAAGAGUCUCAUGUCGCGAUGAUUGACGACAUCCGCCCCCAGGCGUCUGGCGAACGUGCAGCAGUAGGGGAGGUCACCGGCUUUGUGGAGGCUGAGCACCCUGACAAGGAGACUCGGGACUUCUCGCGGUGGCACCCGCCGCCGGUGCCUCGCAACUACAAGGGCGUCCACCUCAUCGACGUCUCCCCGUUGCAGGAGGCGCAAGAAGGCAGCGAGGAGCACAAGAGGCUGCUCGAGUUCCAAGAUAAGCACGGCCAGCAGCGGCUCCUAGACCCGCGCUUCCGCGCCGAGAUGCUGGGCGAGAAGACCCGGGCCAAGCCGGAGGCGGAGCUGGCCCCAACUCCUGCUGGGCCGCCCACCGAGGAGGACCGGCAACGCUCCAUCCAGCGGUCCGCCGAGCCUCUUUGGCAAGCUGUGCCGGAGCACCAAAAGCAGAAUCUGCUGAAUGCUCUCGGGCGCAAGUUCGUGGUAGGCCAGACGCAGGACAUGGACGGAGCCAACGCGCGGCAUGAGCCCUUCAAGAGCGACCCCAGCAAACAGAAGCGCUACGUGAAGUUCUGCUUGGCCAUGGAGGGCAAGGUUGCAUUCUCGGAGGCUCUGAAGGAAGCAGAGGGGCUCACGCAGGCUGUGCGCGACGCGGAGCUGGCGGAGUUCGGGCGAGUGUAUCGCUGCUUCAGGCAGGAGAAUCCCACUGCGGACAUCGCCAAAGUCCUGGAGAAGGAAGCUGAUUCGGCACCACCAGUGGUUCGAAGGACGGUGACUCCGUGGGUGCCGGACAAGCUGCUCUGCAGACGCUGGGGUGUGCCCGAGCCGCGUCCCAGCGGCUUCAGUGACCAACCAGCUGCUGAACCCAAAAAGCAGCAGAAGAAAUACAGCGAGCAGGUGAAGGCCAAAGAUGCCGCCAAGCCUGCCAAGGCGGAUGGCCCGGGAGGAAAUGAGAUGGAUUUGGUGGCAGGUAGCUUUAGGCUGAAGGGCACAGAGUGGCCGACCCAGCGCCGAGCCUCGCCGCCGCUGCCUCAGGGAGGUUACAGCGGCUGGCGAGCUGACGCGUCCACCGAAGCCGGCGUGGAAAUCAACUGGGAGGCUCUGUCCCAAGACGACGCUGAGUUGUUCCAGUCCCUGCAAUCUGCGGUGGAGGCGCUGGGUGAAGAGGCCACGCCGGACCAUCCCAUGGUGGAGGUCAGGGACAAGCUGGCGACGGCUUUUCGGGACAAGGCCGCCUUGCUAAAGCGGAAUUGGACAGAUGAGAUGUUCCAGGAAGGUGAAGAGAUGAACGAAGAGAAGGUGGCUGAGAUCGAGGCCGCCAUGGCCACUGAUCUGGGCCGAUCCGGGGGUGGUUUGCAGAAUGGCCAGAACUUGGGGAACGCCUUAGACUUGGUGGGUGUGUACAUGAAAAACUACAAGCUGGACAAAGCCGAUGCCGUCCUGGCUCGAUGUGGCCCUUUCGUGUCCAGUCGAGGUGGCGUAUGGAUGAUCAAGUGGCUCAACCACGUCUCUACGGUGCGGAUGAAGCAGAGCCGGCACCUUGAGGCCUUGGAAAUGCUCUAUGAGUUGGAGCUCUACAGUCCCUACAAUGCAGAGGAGGCACCGGAAUUCUUUGCCACGCUGUACCGGAACUUGGCUUGGGCGCUGAAAGCUUUGGGCCGGCUCGAGGAGGCGGCCGUGUACUUUGCCAGGAUGGCAUCUGCCUCCCAGCAGGCAAAGGGUACCUUGGACUGGUUCGACCAGUGGGACAUCGGAAAGCUCGCCGCGGCGCGCGGCUUCCGAGACGGCGACAUGGACGAGUUCUACCGGGGGCGCGCCCAGGUGGAGACAGCCCUGCAGCUGCAGAUCGAGCAGGAGCCAGAUGACCUCGUCAUGCGGGCCAAGGUCCAUGACUCCUUGGCUGAAUGCUACAUGGUGGUCAAGGAGUACCCCAAAGCGCACGAGCAUUAUGCAGCCGCCUACGACCUCCUGUUGCGGACCGUAGGCCGCCAGUCGCCGCUUUUUGGAAAGCAAGCGCGGCAUGCUGCCAACUUGCAGAUCGCGCAGGGCUUCCAUUCGGAGGCUUUGCCAUUCCUUGGCGAAGCACUGGAGGUGGAAUCCAGCAAGGAUGCUGUUAAUGCCUCUGAGUUGUUGGAAUUGGUGGACGUCAUUGUCAACGCACAGCAGCGGGCUUCUUCCGACACCAUGGCCAGCUUGCCAUCGAAUCACAGAGCUUUGAAAAGACUGCAGCAAAAUCUCAAAGAACGUGGCCUGGAUGGCACAACGGAAUAUGCCAUCCUUUGCCACAAGAUGUCGCUGCUGUACCUUCACGAAGGACAGGCGGACCCCAACGCCGUCAGGAGAAGAUGGCCACAGCUGGAUCGACCGGAGGCGUUACUGGGUAUGGUCCCCGAGGACAGCCAUCAUCCAGGCGCGCUCCGCAAGGUGGGCCACGUGGACUCCCACAUGGCCUCCCGCACGCGGCGCGGGGGGCAGUCCGCCCCGCGGUUCGGGCGGGCCCGGGAAGUGGAGGAGAAGGAGUUCCUGCGGAAGGUGGCAGCACGCGCUGAGAGCGUAUUCGCCAGUGCCGCAAGUAUCAUUCUUGGUGGUCCUGCAAGAAUGAAGUACAAACUGGUGCCGGAGCUGUCCCCAACCUUGCGCACGAAGAUUCUCCGCAUCACGACCUUGAACUGCAACGCUGGCCUGCUGGGCUUGCGCAAAGCUGCUGCGCAAGUUGCUGAUGCCCGGGAGAACCAGAUGCAGAUUUCAGAGACAAACGCAGUUCAGCACUUCUUAAGCUAUUUGCAGGAGCACCCAACUUGGACUUGCUAUGGAGAGGCGGAGACCAGGAACGCUCUGGAGCUGGGUGCUGUUAAGGAGCUGCUGAUCGAUUGUCGAGAAAACAUUGGCGGGUGGCUGCAGCAGUCGAGAGCCUGUGGGUCAACAGUUAGGCAAGUCCAAGCAACCACAGAUUCUGGUGACUUUUUCUGCCGACACUUCCGGGUUGCCGGCCUGCUGCGUUGGCCAGUGCAGUUUUUGGAUGAAGUGGAGGAGAGCGAUUCUGACUCUGACGUCAGCACAGCUGCCAGCAGCUAUGAUGUGCUUCCCUGGCUGCAAGAUGCCUUCCUGCGCGCAGGGCUAGACGAGGCCGCUACCGAAUCCCUGGCCAUGUGCGUUGACGUUGUCCUCUCGUGCGAGGACCAGAGCCCCGAGGAGCGUUUCGACGACGCCUUGGAGCUCCUGCGCGGCCAGGGCGUGCCGGCGGAGGCGCUGGAGGAGUUCUGCCUGCAGAUCGGCGCUGUGUCCGAGUGA